AGAGGAGGGGGGUGAGGACAAAGGUCGCUCUCUUACAGCCAGCUUGCCACAACUCCCUGAGAUCUCUCAGGUGGCCACAACCUCCUCUGACAGGCUCCUCCACCAUGACCAACCUGAGCUCCCAAGUCAAAAACUCCCUCAACAUCACCACCCCGGGGGUACAGAUAUGGAGGAUCGAGGCCAUGCAGAUGGUGCCCGUUCCCUCCCACACUGUUGGGACCUUCUAUGACGGUGACUGCUACGUGGUCCUGGCUAUCCACAAGACUGCCAACAACCUGACCUAUGACAUCCACUACUGGAUCGGCCAGGACUCAUCCCAGGAUGAGCAGGGAGCAGCUGCCAUCUACACCACCCAGAUUGACGACUUCCUGCAGGGCCGGGCUGUCCAGCACCGAGAGGUCCAGGGCAAUGAGAGCGAGACCUUCCGUGGCUACUUCAAGAAGGGCCUUGUGAUCCAGAAGGGGGGUGUGGCUUCCGGCCUGAAGCAAGUGGAGACCAACUCCAGCAAUGUCCAGCGGCUGCUGCACAUCAAGGGCAAGAGGAAUGUGGUGGCUGGAGAGGUGGAUAUGUCCUGGAAGAGCUUCAACAGAGGGGACGUUUUCCUCCUGGAUCUUGGCAAGCUCAUCAUCCAGUGGAACGGGCCAGAGAGUAGCCACAUGGAGAGACUCAGGGGCAUGACCCUGGCCAAGGAGAUCCGAGACCAGGAGCGGGGCGGGCGCACCUAUGUGGGUGUGGUGGACGGGGAGAAUGAGGCGGCCAGCCCGAAGCUGAUGGAGGUGAUGAACUAUGUGCUCGGCCAGCGCAAGGAGCUGAGGCCAGCCAUCCCCGACUCAGUGGUGGAGCCAACACUCAAGGCCUCCCUCAAGUUGUACCAUGUGUCUGACUCAGAGGGAAAGAUGGUGGUGAGGGAAGUUGCCACGCAGCCACUCACGCAGGACCUGCUCAGCCAUGAGGACUGUUACAUCCUGGACCAGGGGGGCCAGAAGAUCUUUGUGUGGAAGGGGAAGAAUGCCAAUGCCCAGGAGAGGAAGGAAGCCAUGAACCAGGCCUUGAAUUUCAUCAAAGCCAAGCAGUACCCCAAGAACACACAGGUGGAGGUGCAGAAUGAUGGGGCCGAGUCACCUGUCUUCCAGCAGCUCUUCCAGAAGUGGACGGUGCCCAACCGGACCUCAGGCCUGGGCAAAACCCACACUGUGGGCUCCGUGGCCAAGGUGGAGCAGGUGAAAUUUGAUGCCACAUCCAUGCAUGUGCAGCCCCAGGUGGCCGCCCAGCAGAAGAUGGUGGACGACGGGAGCGGGGAGGUGCAGGUGUGGCGCAUUGAGAACCUGGAUCUGGUGCCUGUAGAGUCCAAGUGGGUAGGCCACUUCUAUGGAGGUGACUGCUACCUUCUGCUCUACACCUACCUCAUCAAUGAGAAGCCACACUACCUGCUGUACAUCUGGCAGGGCAGCCAGGCCAGCCAGGAUGAGAUCGCUGCCUCCGCCUAUCAGGCUGUCAUCCUGGACCGAAAGUACAACGAUGAACCGGUCCAAGUCCGCGUCACCAUGGGCAAGGAGCCACCUCACCUCAUGUCCAUCUUCAAGGGAUGCAUGGUGGUUUACCAGGGAGGCACCUCUCGUGCCAACAACUCGGAGCCCAUGCCGUCCACGAGGCUGUUCCAAGUCCAAGGAACCAGCGCCAACAACACCAAGGCCUUUGAGGUCACAGCCCGGGCCGCCUCCCUCAACUCCAAUGAUGUCUUCGUCCUCAAGACCCCAUCCUGCUGCUACCUGUGGUGUGGGAAGGGCUGUAGCGGGGAUGAGCGGGAGAUGGCCAAGAUGGUUGCUGACACUAUCUCCCGGACGGAGAAGCAAGUGGUGAUAGAGGGGCAGGAGCCAGCCAAUUUCUGGAUGGCGCUGGGCGGGAAGGCCCCUUACGCCGACAGCAAGAGGCUGCAGGAGGAAAAUAUGGUCAUCUCCCCACGGCUCUUCGAAUGCUCCAACAAGACGGGACGCUUCAUGGCCACAGAGAUCCCUGACUUCAAUCAGGAUGACUUGGAAGAGGAUGAUGUGUUCCUGCUGGAUGUGUGGGACCAGGUCUUCUUCUGGAUAGGGAAGAAUUCCAAUGAGGAGGAGAAGAAGGCCGCGGCCAUAACCGCACAGGAGUACCUCAAGACACACCCUAGCGGCCGAGACCUUGACACCCCCAUCAUUGUGGUGAAGCAGGGACAUGAGCCCCCCACCUUCACAGGCUGGUUCCUGGCUUGGGACCCCUUCAAGUGGAGUAACUCUAAAUCCUAUGAGGACCUGAAGAUGGAGCUUGGAAACUCUGAGGACUGGAGCCAGAUAGCUGCUGAGGUCACAAACCCCAAAACUGAUGUGUUCACCGUCCACACCAACUUCACCUCUGGGCCUCUGCCCAUCUUCCCCCUGGAGCAGCUAGUGAACAAGCCUGUGGAGGAGCUCCCCCCAGGCGUGGACCCCAGCAGGAAGGAGGAGCACCUGUCUGUUGAAGACUUUACUAAGGUUUUAGGAAUGACUCCAGCUGCCUUCUCCGCUCUGCCUCGAUGGAAGCAACAAAACCUCAAGAAAGAAAAGGGACUAUUUUAAGAAGAGUCGUUGUGGUUGUAAAGCGGCACCCUACCCUGCUUUCGAGGUUUUGUUAUUACUGGCUUUAGUCCUAUGCCAAUCGAAGAGAACAUUCCCAGCUGCCCCUGCGAGGAGGCAGCUUUUCUUUAGCAAUUUCUUUAGCAAUUUCUUUAGCAACUUUUCUUUAGCAAUUUACCCUCCUUCAGAAAGAUUCCACCUCCCCAGGGAGCCUGUGACCCGGAGGGGCUGGGUUCUUUAUCUCCUGGACCACUGCAUCAUUUGUAGUCAUCUUGUUCUAGAGCCUCCCCUCCUUAGAUGGGCAGCUCAGCAUUCCCACGAGAGUUCCGAGGCACUGCCCCAGUUAUUCUUCAUCUCCAGCAGGUGGGCGGAAGUCCUGUGCGGUUUUACAUCUUUCCCACAGCACUGGCCUCUCUGCAUUUCACAAGCGCUUUCCUCUUUACCUUACUCAGGUGCUAAGUUAAAGAGGGCCUGUUCUUUGGAGAGCUGAAGGGCCUGGAUUACUUCCUGGGUUACACGGUUCUCACUGAACAGCACAUGCACUGGUCCCAGGCCUGAGGCCUGCAGCAAAGCAUGAAAUACAAUGCUAUGGUUUCUCAGCCCCUGCCCUACUCUAACAAGGCAGAGGGGGUGUUAUCAGAAGCCUCUGUGAAGCUGCCCAGGCUCCUGAGGAGAAAACCACAGGAACUCAGUGGUGAAAACCCCCUAAAACCAGGCACUGCAUGGGAGCCCAGACCGGCGACCCACCACAGUGGCGUCCAUGGCUUUACCCUGGUGUUGAAGGGGUCCACGCUAGUGUGUCCUUGCUAGAAGUAACAGUCAGACCAGUGGCAGGUUAAUAAAGGCUUUAAUUUCACACCAAAAAA
Messenger RNA from Cavia porcellus (domestic guinea pig), 3451 nucleotides. It is a transcript of the gene Vil1, whose product is annotated as villin 1. The record is from RefSeq and is a predicted model, not a curated record. Gene Ontology annotation, biological process: barbed-end actin filament capping; regulation of lamellipodium morphogenesis; cytoskeleton organization. Lineage: Eukaryota; Metazoa; Chordata; Mammalia; Rodentia; Caviidae. Gene Ontology annotation, cellular component: lamellipodium; cytoplasm; actin cytoskeleton. Gene Ontology annotation, molecular function: actin filament binding; phosphatidylinositol-4,5-bisphosphate binding. The transcript has 20 exons. Bases 105 to 2588 code for a protein of 827 amino acids.